UUCCAAGGCCUCGACAGAGUUGAUGACAUCGUCGAACAAAGUGUAAUAUCGCCAAGGUCGGGCCAAGUUUUCGCACGCGUAAUGCAUCGACAACGACCCGCAUCCAAUCUGUUGCAAAAUGCUGCUCCUGUUCAAAUCGGCUGCAUACAGGAGCUUCAUUGUCGGAGCGGUAUCCGUGUCAAGUGCCUGCGCGAUAUCAUAUUCCACAUCCUAUACUCCAGGUAUCCCAGGGAUCAAGGAAUCAUUUGACAUCUCGUCGGACACCGUUGUGUUGCUCGGCUUGACUACCUAUAUGCUCAGUCUGGCAUUCGAAUGUCUCGUGUUUGCCUCGUUAUCGGAGCUGUACGGUCGUCGGCCGGUGUACUUGAUCACCACCCUCGCUUUCGCCUGCUCGGUGAUACCUCUGGCCCUGGCUCGGGAUAUACACACUAUUCUUGUCUGCAGAGCACUCGGAGGGGUUUUCGGUAGUGCGACUAUUGCGGGCGGUCCGGGGACAAUCAACGACGUGACCAGCAGAAGGUACCGGGCGCUGGCGUUCAGUCUUUGGAGUCUUGGGGCGAUGAACGGUCCGGCAAUUGGUCCCAUUUUCGGCGGAUUUGUCUACCAGUAUCUCGGCUGGCGCUGGAUCAACUGGGUCAUACUCUGCCGGGCAAGCGUAUUAGCUGUGGCUUUGUUCUUGUCCAAGGAGACAUAUGAGCUGGCGAUACUGCGGGCAAGGGCCCGAACGCAACAGGAACAGACUGGGGACUUGCGGUGGUGCUUAUUCUGGAACCUCUACGUCGGUGUCAUAUAUGCUAUUCUAUUUCUGUGCUUCGUCAGCUACCCGAUUGCCUUCCAAGAGCAUCGCGGCUGGCUACCCGGCAUCGCAGGACUAGGCUACUGUGGUAUCGCACCGGUGUCGUCCUCGCUGUUCUCAGUGAGCCCAUCUUCAUCCGCCGCAUCAUCGCCAGUCAUCCGCGGGACCCCUGCACGGGUCAGAUCGCCCCCGAGGCCUCCAUCUGUGCCGUAUGCCCUCGGGGCCAUUCUCAGCCCACUGGGUGAAUUCUGGUUCUCGUGGACAGCGGUAGCAACAACGACCACAGCCCAAUCCAGUAGUGCGCCCACGUACACGCACUGGAUCUAUCCAAUCCUGGCCGGUGUUUCCUUCGGCAUGGUCAACACCCUUAUCUUCAUCUACUCGGCCCAUUACCUGGCGGGGAGCUACCCCAUCUACGCCGCCUCGGCGGUGGCGGACAACGCGAUGGUUCGGUACGUCUUUGCGGGUGCGCUUCCGUUGGCGGGCCACCGGCUGUAUGAGAGUAUGGGGAUCGCGUGGACGGGCACGCUGCUGGGACAGGUGGAGGUGGCGCUAACUCCGAUCCCGUUUGUGUUUUAAGGAUAUGGGUGGUGGGUUCGGCGGCGGAGUGUGUUUUCGAGGGAGUUGGUGGGAUUG
This is a messenger RNA of Aspergillus uvarum CBS 121591, 1432 nucleotides long. RefSeq names its product MFS general substrate transporter. The coding region runs from base 119 to 1375 and encodes 418 amino acids. Gene Ontology annotation, biological process: transmembrane transport. Gene Ontology annotation, molecular function: transmembrane transporter activity. The record is from RefSeq and is a predicted model, not a curated record. The transcript has 5 exons. NCBI's taxonomy places the organism in Eukaryota, Fungi, Ascomycota, Eurotiomycetes, Eurotiales, Aspergillaceae.